AUGUUUAAUGACCAUGAUAAAUGUCUGUUCGGUGAUGGAGAUCUGAACGUAUAUAAUAAAAAUAAUGUGUCGAUUCGCUUGUUCCACCAUCAACUUAAGACUAUCUCUACAAAUACACUUAGCUACGACAACUACGAUUAAAAGAGGAUAACUAUGAGAGACAAGAUACACACAAUGACAUAUGAACACCACCAACUACUAUAAGACAGCGAAUAUUUAUAUUGUAAAAAUUGUACAUAUUUUUUAAAUAAAAGCAAAAAAUGUAAUAUAUGAAAUAAUCGAUAAAUAAAUAAUAUUUUAACAAACAACAAAAGAAGUUUUUUUCCCACUAAAUUUCACACCCAUAGUCCAUGUUACUGAAGUGAUUCACUCUCCUUUCUUCUACUUCCUGCAGUCUGGAUGGUGGAAACACAUCCAGUCCCUCUAUAACAUCCUGUCUAUCAAUAUUUUGUGAUGGUAUUUUCUUUAAUUCUGCUAAUUCAUACGAUUUUAAUAUUUUGCCUCUAUCUAACUUGAUGACUUUUAAUAAGAAUUUGAAAAAUUAAAUUGAUCCAAUACAUGUUACUAGCCACCACAGUAGUAUGUGUUAAACUUUCUUUUUUAGCUUUUUUUUCCAAAAUAGCAUGUCUGACAUCGCAAUUUAUUUUAUAAUUGGCUUCAUAUAUAUUUCUCAAAAUGAUCUAUAUCAUAACUAGAGAAUUUUAUGAGAUCAAUUGUUAACCAUUUAAUAACUUGGUUAAUAAAUUUCCUACUGAUCUUAAAGCUACAUUCCUUGCAACCAUUUCCUCUGACGUGGUAUUUCCUAUAAAAUUCACCUUUCCUGGUAUUACACCUAUUACAUAAAGCAUCUACACUAAAUACUAUCAUUGAAUUAUAAUGUUUCCAGUAAGAUAUCUAUCUGCAUCUAGGAACUAUAAUAUUGUGUAUUGGACGGUCAUUAUUUCAAUUGAUUCCACAACUACAACAUUUAUAAAAAUAAUAAAUUAGUGUUCUCAGAAAAAAAAAAAAAUACAAUAUUUUCAAACAUACACGAUUUAGAAUCCAUAUCUUAUUCUUUUAUAUGAAAUUUGUGUAAGUCUUAAUGAUAUAUCAGCGGAUGUGUCGAUGACUGCAGAACAGAAAUCGAUUAUCAUUCAAUUUAACAUAUUCGUCCACCGCACUUUCCAAUAAUGAUGAAUUACAAAUUCCUAUACAUAAUACUGAAUCGCAUACUCUACCAUGCGAAAGUUUUAUGUACUUCGAAGGAUCGAUAACACAACCAGCAGGUUCAACUGAAGAUGCUAAUUUUAUACACAACGGAUCGACAUUUCUUUUCUCCGAAAUUAAAUACGAGCUGAACAGAAUUCAAAUACAAAAAAUCGUUAACUCCCGCAUAUCUACAACAUUAAAAGUAUAUUGUUCGUAUACUAAAUCGGAUAUUACUUCCCAUUAUAAUGCCGCUUGGGAUAGUGAUUUCAAAAAUGCCAAUACAAAUUUUAUUGAAAGUUCGUCGUUUAACCGGUGUGUUAAUCUAACAGAUUUGUUUGGUUUUAGUGAAGAUUAAAAACGGAUUCUAAUAAACUGUAACUAACCACUCGUGUUAAAUAGAGCUUCAUUGGAUAUAAACGCAGUUAAAUUUCCCGACUAUAAUGCAAUAGAUAUCCCUAAAUUAAAAGACGUCAAAAUCAAUAUUUCUAAAAUAGUAUGGAAAAUGCCAAUGGUGCAAGUUGGCGAUAAAGAAAAAAUUAAAUUAAUAUAA
This is a messenger RNA of Cinara cedri, 1738 nucleotides long. Lineage: Eukaryota; Metazoa; Arthropoda; Insecta; Hemiptera; Aphididae. The record is from the annotation of a GenBank genome assembly.